CGCGACAAGAAGCUUUGGAUUGUGGACAGAAUCCUGGAGCCGCAAGCCAUUCCUCAUUUCAUCGAGUCCAUGGCGUUUGGAAUUCUUUCCGAUGGCUCCAAAUCAUCAUUUCCGCCGCUCUCCGAGGACGUGAUUAUGCUGAUGCAGCAGCCCAUGGCAACGUGGGCGCCGGCUCCGUACAACACCAGCCAUGACAUACUUGUACAGCAGCUCAUGACUCGCAUUGGCUCCCACGAGGAUGCAGAUCGUUUGGUGCCCAUCGAAAAGAAGCUUCAUGCGAUGAAGUCGAGGUUAUGGGAAGGCGUCAUGCCUCUUUCCGAGCGGCGCUGGAAGGAUCUUUCUCUAGACUCUCCGCAAAACUUUCACGCGGCAUGCCAGUAUAUUGCCGGUGCGACAAAUGCCUUUCACUAUCUGAAUCUUCCUCCUGUCAAAGCUGCUCUUCGCGAGACCUACAAUCUGAUAUGGGGACACUUGCGCCAUUUCGAAGAUGCGUUCAACGCCAAGAAUAGGCUGGAACAGAAGCCAGAAGUCAAAAUUGCGGCAAGAUGGCACGAGUACAUCAAGACGCACUUCAACUCUAUCUCUGCACAUGCCCACCGCUGGGUUAUUAACAGCGUUGAUCGUCUCCGCCGUCCUAUCCUCGAAGAGCUCGCGGCUCAUCCUCCAUCAGCUGGGUCUGAUAUGGACCCGCAGCAGUGGGAUUUGACAAACAAGCUCCAUGACCUGUUGGAAAAUGCAGGUCAAGCUGAUUCGGGCAUCUUUCUACCAAUGGACGGAUAUGAAGGAGAAAGCCUUCGUUCCCAAGACGAUGCGCCGCCACUUCCUGGCGCCAACGAGCCCUAUCGCACGGAGCCCAUCUCCUUUUCUGCGAAUACCUACGCUAGAAAGGGCGACUACUACUUGAGACUCAAGUAUCUAUCACGGACUGAGCUAUGGCUCGGCCACGAUCGCUCAACUGACCAGCCCCCGGAGCCCGGCCUGCCGACUGGCUUUGAUCUUAUGAACAACACUGCACGGAGUGCUUAUUGCCAAGUAAUAGCUCAGGAGAAGACAAGACUUGAACUUCGAGGACCGCCAGUGCCCUUGGAACAACAGCUCUGGGUGGAAACAGCGAAUCGAUAUCUUGGCACGCCGAAUAACUUUGAAUGGGGAUUCGUGGCGUACCGCCUUUCUCACGACCACACGGAUGAAGAGUGGGAGCAGUUCAAGACCAAGUUUGAGGCUGAUAUCGCGAAUUGGGGCCAUGAGCUGACUGGGGUUGACAAUCUGAGAGGACGUUCGGUGAUCCAUUGGCGAGAUGCCAAGGACCUGGAAGUCUCUGAUGACGAUGUCGACGCCCUUAGAACUAAAUUCCAGGAAUUCCGCGAAUCAGCAGACUUCCCAUCUGGCGUUCACUCUGAUAUCCUCCUUGGUGCAGACAAGGGCGUCAUCGACUCCUAUCUUAAUCCCACGCCGGAGCAGGGCGGCUUUGUCAUGACUAUUGACGCUGAUUUCGAUCCCAACUCGCCUGAUGACGAGCGCUCGGAAGAGUCGCCGGGUUAUAGCGGCGUUGUGCGCGUUCUUGGAAGCGUCCUUUGGGACGAUGUUGGCGCUCUUGUCGUUACGCAGACGCAGCAUUUGAGUGACUUGUGGCCAUUGGCGAUGCAUCACCCGCAUAACGUGUAUGAAGGG
Trichoderma atroviride IMI 206040 is the source of this 1671-nucleotide messenger RNA. RefSeq lists its product as uncharacterized. NCBI's taxonomy places the organism in Eukaryota, Fungi, Ascomycota, Sordariomycetes, Hypocreales, Hypocreaceae. The record is from RefSeq and is a predicted model, not a curated record.